AGAGCCCUAUUUUUUUUCCAAAAUUUCCCUUCUCUCACACCUGCUCUUCUUUGGUCUGCUCUUCAGGGUUUUAUGAUUUCUGGCAAGGAGGGCUUAAAGCGGUUAUACCGGAUUGCAAUUGAGUACCAGCACAUAAAAAUUGAGAUUCCUGUGCGAAAAUCGGAUGAAAACGAAGCGCCAAGGUGUGGAAAAUACUACAGGCAUUGAAGAACAACACUCGAAGAAACAGAAACUAGUUGAAAGAUCUUCGAUGUGCCCACCUGAACAUGGAACUGAUAAUGCUCUACUUCCAAGUAGUCCGAUUGAUCAUGAGCUGGCCUUAGUAACGGCCACACGGUUCCAGGCGGUGCCACUUGUAGCUUCACCUACAUACCCAAAUGCGGUAGCAUGGUCCAAUGAGAACUUGGUUGCAGUCGCCUCUGGACACGUGGUUACUAUCUUGAACCCUGCGGACUUGUUUGGACCUAAAGGUUUGAUCAUAAUUCCCACCGGCAAACCUCUUCCAAUUGGAGUUAUAGAAAGAAAAGAUUUGCUCUCUGAUUGUAUGAUGCCUAUUUGUUUGUCCCGUGACUUUCGCCCUUGUGUACGUUCAAUAUCAUGGUCUCCACUUGGAUUGGCUUCUAAUGCUGGGUGUUUACUUGCUGUUUGCACCACUGAAGGAGUGGUCAAGGUUUAUCGCUCCCCAUUUCAUGAAUUUUCUACAGAGUGGGUAGAGGUUAUGGAUUUAUCUGAAAUAUUGCUUACUUAUUUUGCAAAAAUCAGAUAUGGCGAGGCUGAUGUUUCGUCUUCAGAUCAAGGACACAAUGAUGAUUAUCCAGUUGCAAAUUUAGGAACCAGAAGCAAAAACAGAAAACAAAAUAUACAAGAAAACCACAAUCUCUCUUUAAUAGGGGCAGAACAGUAUUCUUCUCGUAGUGCAAUGCUAUCAUCGCUUGUUCUUGCCUGGUCCCCGAUGGUUCAUAGCAACUCAUCAGGGAGCUGCUCUAUACUUGCCAUUGGCGCCAAAAACGGAAGAAUCUCGUUUUGGAGAGUCCAAGAACCGGAAUGCUACUCCAUAACACAGCGAAGCAAGCCACAUGUUGCAUCACUCAUUGGAUUUAUCCAAGCACACAAUUCUUGGAUCACCGCAAUCAGUUGGUCGAAGUUUGUGUCUGAUGGAUCGCCUCAGCUUCUAUUAUCUACAGGAUGUUCUGAUGGGAGUGUAAAAGUAUGGCAGGGAUAUACCAAUGACCUGCUGAAGCCCACCGAAGAUGGUCAUGCUUUGUUUUCAGAGUUGAAGGAGGUUAUAGAUGGUGGGUCAGGUCCCACCUCUGUACUUUCACUUCUUGUUCCAGAUACUUCUCCACACAAGAUAAUGUUAGCUGUUGGCAAAGGUUCUGGAUCUUUGGAAGUAUCGACUUACGACAUGUCCACUGGCGAAUUUGAUGCACUUAGUUCACAUUAUGCACAUGACCAGAUCGUUACAGGCUUGGCUUGGGCUUAUGAUGGACACUGCUUGUACAGUUGUAGCCAGGAUAAUUCUUUGCGUAGCUGGAUCAUAAAAGGGGAUUCCCUUCAUGAAGUACCUUUACCUUCAAAUAUUCUUGGUGAUAGGAUCUCCAUUGAUGUCCCUAACGUGUCCGAUGGAUGCUCAGGCAUAGCAGUAUCCCCUGCCAAUCUUGUGGUUGUUGCGGUUCGAAGCUUUGAUACUAAUCUAUUAAAUCCAAUGUAUCAGGCAAGGUCUCAGAAGGGUGCUGUUGAGUUCUUCUGGAUUGGUGGGCAAAAGCUGGGAAGUUUGCUGCAAAAUGAUCCAGAUGAAAAUUUCCCUGGUUUUCCUAACAUGGAUUUGGUUAAUUGGGGUCGUAAUAUAUUGUGGUCUUUAAAUCAGUAUAAAAGUCUCGAUAAGCCUUUGGUUCUAUGGGAUAUCAUAGCAGCAUUAUCGGCUUUUAAGAAAUCUGAAGUUAGCUAUCUGGAGCGAAUACUGGUUAAAUGGUUGAUCUCGAAUCUUGGAUUUGAGUGGGGCCCUUCUCUUGGAACUGUUUUGCCACAUGUCUGUAGACAUCUCUCCGACUUAACUUCCCGCCAGUUGCAUCUGCUUAACGUCAUUAAUAGGAAUGUCAUACUUCGCGAACCAAAGUUGGAUAAUGUAAACGGUGAAGAGCAGGGAUCUGAUGGGGAAGAACGGAAACUAUGGAGUAAGCUUCUUGAAAUGAGUGAAAAAGAACUUCGAGAAAGGCUCAUUGGUUGUAGCUUUUCUGCCACACUCAACCUUUCAUCUCGUUUGCCUGUAAAAGGGUAUAAUGGUAAUUGGCAGCCAGUUGGAUUGUCACAAAUGCAACGGUGGGUUGCCAAUAACGACCAUAUAGUUAAAGAUUAUGUGAAACUCCUUGCUUCUGAAGUUAAAAAGAUCGAGAAAAGGUAUGUAGCAGAAGAGGAUGAGUGUAGCUACUGUUCAGCGCCAGUUCCAUUUAAGGAUACGGAAGUUGCUUUUUGCCAAGCUGACAAAAUCAAACAAGCAAGGUGUGCAGUUUCUAUGAUCGUGUGCCCUACUUCUCCGACAUGGAUUUGCAUAUCUUGCAACAGACGGGUUUCAAAUUUGGCACCGGAGAGUCUUUUUACGCUGCACAGAUACCCUCCAUCUGUUGACUCGGUGCAAAAUGCUCAAGUUUUGUCGAAACCAUUAUGUCCAUUUUGUGGGAUAUUGCUGCAAAAACAGCUUCCUGUGUAUCUUCUACCAACAUCACCCGUAUAGAUCAAAUGUGGUUCUGAAGGAGGAUGUCAUGGCUCCGUCCUGCACCCAAGUCGACCUGAAGCCGCUUCAACGGUUGUGAGGGGAUCGAUCCAGGUAGUUUUCUUUUAUUUCCUCGAGAGUCGAUUGCUAUUUUUACGGGUCAAGUUUUUUCGUAUUCUUUAGGUCCAAGUAGUUAGUGGUAUAGAAGUAAAUCAGUUGUUUUGAGUUAUUGUCAUUUAUUAGAUUUAUAGUUUACUUGAAAUUAGAAAUUUAAUCAUAUGUAAUUCAAGCCUCGCAUCUUUAAUUUAUGCUAUGGAAUAUCUUUAGAAGAUUCUUU
Cynara cardunculus var. scolymus (artichoke) is the source of this 3047-nucleotide messenger RNA. RefSeq lists its product as uncharacterized. Gene Ontology annotation, molecular function: histone acetyltransferase activity; protein binding. Bases 164 to 2731 code for a protein of 855 amino acids. Gene Ontology annotation, biological process: transcription initiation at RNA polymerase III promoter. NCBI's taxonomy places the organism in Eukaryota, Viridiplantae, Streptophyta, Magnoliopsida, Asterales, Asteraceae. The record is from RefSeq and is a predicted model, not a curated record. The transcript is spliced from 18 exons. Gene Ontology annotation, cellular component: transcription factor TFIIIC complex.